Molecule: messenger RNA, 8346 nt
Organism: Eimeria acervulina
Lineage: Eukaryota; Apicomplexa; Conoidasida; Eucoccidiorida; Eimeriidae
Product: beta-tubulin cofactor d, putative
Exons: 16
Coding region: 1-8346 (2781 amino acids)
Biological process (GO): post-chaperonin tubulin folding pathway; microtubule cytoskeleton organization; tubulin complex assembly
Molecular function (GO): beta-tubulin binding; GTPase activator activity
Source: RefSeq, a predicted model, not a curated record
AUGGAUGCCUUGCCGGUUUCCUUCUCUCACCGGGCCUCUGAGCCUGAUGUAAGGCCCCAACAUUGGCUGAAGGACUCCGCAGCACAAGCAGCAGCAGCACCGGCAGCGGGUGCUGCUGCAGCAUCCGCUGCAGCAGCAGCGGAAGCAGCAGCAGCAGCAGCAGCAGCAGCAGAAGCAGAAGCAGAAGCAGCCACCAAAGAUGACACUGCACGAUGCGAGGCCUUCUUCUUCAAAGAAGCUGAACUCGUGCUGCAGCAGCUGCACACUCUGGCUGACCUCACCCAACAGGCAGCAGCACUUGCUCUUGAGGAUGCCUCCAUAGAGAAAACCGAGUCAGCAGCAGCAGCAGCGGCAGAGGCAACAACAGCAGCAGCACGACCAGCAACAUCUUCUCCUGUGACUGCAUCUUGCAGCUCCCAGCAGGGGAAUGGUUCUGCAGCGCCCGCUGCAGCAGCAGCAGCAGCAGCGGCAGCAGCAAAAGCAGCAGAAGGGGAGCAGCUAACGGUUUUCAGUGUGGAUGUGUGGCUGCGUCGUUUUUGUAGCAUAGCAGCAGAAGUUGUAUAUACACUGGAGCGAUAUCAGGAGCAGCCGCAGUUGUUAGAUCCUUACUUGCCUCAGCAGCUAGAAGUACUUGUACAGCCCGUUAGGCGGCAUUUGCUGCUGCUAGCGCAGGAGCAGCAGCAGCUGAAGCGCAUUCGUUGUAAGUGGGCAGCAGCAGUUUCUUGCUGCUGUCUCCGCAUGCUGCUGCACCUGGUGUACGUACACUGCAAAGUGAGGGGAACGAAAGCCAUUCGCUCUCUGCUGCCACAAGAGCCCGAGCUGCUGGAGCAGGUGCUGGCUGCUGCAGCUGCACUACAGCAGCAGCAGCAACAGCAGCAGCAGCAGUAUCAGGAGCGGGAGGAGGAGCAGCAGCAACCUCAGAGCAAUGAUAAUUCGUGCGCAGGAGCAGCACAAGAUGCAAAAGCAACAGCAGCAGCAGCAGCAGCAAGAGCAGAAGCAGCAGCUGCUGCUGUUUGUCGCGACAGCGCGCCUCUUUGGAGUUCUAUCUUUACCCUUUUUGCUUGGCUUUCUCUCCUCGUGUUAGCUCCCUUUAGUUUGCUGUCUCUAGACUCCAACAGCAACACAAACCAGCAGCAGCAGCAGCAGCAGCAGCUAGUGCAGAAUCAGCAGCAGCAGCAGCAGGAAGAGCAGCAGCAGCAACGGGAAGAAGAGCAGCAAUUGAAGUUGGCUGAAGCAGCAGACGCUCCUCUGGGUUGGCGUCUGCUGCACUUGUCUCUCUCCACCUUCUCAGGGGCCUCCAAAGCAACAGAUGCUGCUGCGCUGCUGCUGCAGUCUCUCUUUUUGCGGCCAGAUACGCAUCAGCAGCAGCAGCUUCUCCUACGAACCUUCCUUCGGUACUGCGAGCUCAAACUCUGGGGCCAGCAGCAACAAGACCAGCAGCAGCAGCAGCAGCAGCAAGAACAGCAGCAGCAGCAGCAGCAGCAGCCGGGAGUUGGCAGCCUGUUUGCUCUCGCCGCCUUGCAGAAGGUGCUAAAGAUACUCCGCGCAGCAGAUGCUGCUCCGCUGCUGCCUAGGAUCCAGCGCCUCGUUCUGCAGCAGCAGCAGCAGCAGCUACUGCAGGCCUCGGCGCUCCUUCGCAAGCAUCAGCUUUCGUGUGCUGCUCGCGUUGCGCUGCUGUUGCUGCCCAGUAAGCCUGCGAAGUGGCGGUACUGCAUAAACGCUCGCUCUCUGGAGCUGCUGCUGCAGCAGCAGCAGCAACAGGAGCAGCAGCAGGAGCAGCAACAGGAGCAGCAGCAGGAGAAGGAGGAGGAAAAAGAGGAGGCGGAGGCAGCAGACAUUUCUGAAGCAGCAGCAGCAGCAGUUGAGGCCUUCCUCUCUCUUGCGCUGCAGCGCCUCGCCGAUGCAGACAGCAGAGUGCAGUGGGUAGCAGCAAAAGGAAUUGGCCGGGUCUCCCUAGCCCUACCCAAAGAAUUUGCUGAACAGGUUUGCUGCGCGGUGCUGCAAAACUUUGAAGCAGAGACGUUGCCGUUGCUUCCAAGCGCAGCAAGCGGUGCUGCAGCAACAGGAACUGCAGCAGGAGGAGCAGCCGCAGGAGCAGGAGCAGGAGGAGAAGCAGCAAAGACAGCAGCAGCAGCAGCAGCAACAGACAGUCUGUGGAGAGAGAGUAUAUCAGGGGCCUCUUCUGCUGCUGGAGAGAGGCUUUUGAGUGGCACAUGUCUCGCUGUUGCAGAGCUGCUGCGGCUGGGGGCAGUGCAGCAGCAGCAGCUGCCUCAGGCGCUGCGGUUCUUAUGCCGCUGCGUCGUGUAUACCGGCCGCAGCAGCAGCAGCAGCAGCAGCAGUAGCAGUGGGUCGGGUGCAUGCGUGAGAGAUGCUGCUUGUUAUGGGGCUUGGGCCUUUGCACGCUGCUACUCUGCUGCAGCAGCAGAUUUGCUGCUGCGGCGCUCUCUGGGGAGGCAUCUGCUGCUGGCGCUGCUGUUUGAUAGCUCCGUCUGCAUGCGACGUGCUGCUGCUGCAGCAUUCCAGGAAAUCGAAGGCAGACAAGGGCAGCUGCAGCAGGGCCUCAGCAUUAUUACAAUAGCAGACUACUUUACGAUUGGCAGCAGACGCAGCAGCUUCCUUGUUGCUGCACCUGCUAUUGCUGCCCUCGAACCUCAGCUGCAGGAGCAGCAGCAGCAGCAGCAGCAGGAUGUACCUCUGUCUAUUGUUCUACUCGAAUAUUUGUGCUGCCGGGUGUACAGACACCCCGAUCCUCAAAUGAGGCAGUUAGCUGCUGCUGCUGUUGCACGCAUUACUCCCUACGCCAAACCCUACGCUGCCUCCGUGCUGCUGCCGCUGCAGCUGCAGCGACUGCAGCAGCCCAGCGCUGCGCUUGAGGAGCUGCACGGCGCCUAUCUGCUGCUUGCUUCCCUCGUGGAGGCACUUCCAGCAGCACCAGAUGUUGCUCCUGUUCCUGCUGCUGCUGCAGCUUCUGCUGCUGCUGCUGCUGCUGGUGCGGGGGCAGCAGCAGCAGCACAACGUGCUGUGGGCGCCGCGGCAGAACUGGCACGGGAGGGCAGCAACGCAGCAGCAGCAGCAGCAGCAGCAGCAGCGGCAGGGGUGGUGGAUGCGCAUGUGCAGCAGCAAGUGAGGAACAGCCUCGUUGUCUUUGAAAAGCAAAGACCGUACAGACGAAGAGGAGGAGAUCUCUUAAGAGAAGCUGUCUGCAGCUUUAUCACCUCCAUUGCAACGAACAAAUCGUGGGCCUUUAGGUCGGCAACGUGCAGCAGAUAUUUAGAUUCUUGCUUCGAUAGCCUCAAGUCAUUUGCUGCUGCUGUUCAAUAUGCAGCAGCAGAAGCCAUUCGCGCGCUGCUGCAGCACCGCAUGCCGCCGCAGCAGGCGCAGCAGCAAAUCCUACCCAAACUGCUGUUGCUGCUGCAGCAGCAGCACCACGUCGCCGCCCGCAGCGGAUUCCUGCUGGGUCUGGCUGCGCUGCCUGCUCAGGUGUAUCGCCUGGAGCUGCAGAAGCAGCAGCAACAGCAGCAGCAGCAGAGGCAGGCGGCGUCAGUGCAGCAGCAGAACCGAAGCGACACCCAGGAUGGGCAGCUGGUGCAGCAGGAGCAGCAGCAGCUGCUGCUGCUGCCUGUUCUGCUGCAGGAAGCAACGGCGCUGGCUCCUUUGGGGUGUACAGACCUCAACGACCCCAACAGCAGGAGAAGCGCUUUGCUGUGUCUGUCUUCUCUUAUAGAAGCAGUAUCUCCAGUGCAUGCAGCAGCUGCGGCUGCGGCGGCAGCAGCAGAAGCAGGGGAGGAGGAAGCCCCCGCAGCGGCAGCAGCAGCAGCAGAGGCAGCAGCAGCAGCAGCAAGUCUUGACUGGGAGGCUAUUGUGAGCUGUCUAGACACCUGCGCUGCAGAUUAUUCUGUUGAUCAGAGAGGGGACGUAGGCAGCUGGGUGAGAGAAGCUGCUGCUGAAGUUGCUGCUCUCAUUCUAGAGUCCUUUCCUUGCUGCUGCAAUAGACGCAGCAACAGCAGCAGCAGCGAGAGCAGCAGCAGCAGCGGGUGCAGCACCGGUGGCGCUGGUGCUGCUGCUGAGGGACAGCUAUCUAUGGCGGAGCUGCAGCAGCAGCAUCUUGCUGCUGCAUGUGGACCUGACCUGCAGCAGCGGCAGCAGCUGCUGCAGUUGCUGCUGCGGAUGUCUCUAGAAAGCCUCACAAGAACGCGCAGCAGAGCUGCCUUCCUUCUUAGUCGCCUCCUGGCUCCACUGCCUGCUGCAGCAACACCACAACAAAUAUUCAAAGCGCGGUGGAUAUGGAGGCGGGUGCUGUAUGAAGUCGCUUAUGAAUAUGAUGCGCAGCAGCAGGUGUCUGCUUCUGCUGUUGCUGCUGCUGCUGCUGCUCCCAAUUAUCUUCAUCCGCGCUGCUGCUGCAGCUCCUGCAGCAGCAACAGCAGCAGCACCAGCAACAGCACCGACAGCAGCAGAAACAGGUGUUUGAUGUCUCCAUUUGUUCCCUCAGCAAUGCCGCUGCUGCAGCACGCCUUUGGUUUGCUCCAGCUGAAGCAGCAGCAGCAGGAAGAAGAGACGCGUCCAGAGGAGCCGUUUGCUCAGCAGCAGCUCUCGUCGCUUCCCCCUGUGCACCAGCAGCAGCAGCAGCAGCACAGCAGCAGCAGCAGCAGCGCGAAGGAUGAAGUUUUAGUGCGGUCGUUCUUAGAAGGUGGUGCUGCUGCGCUGCAGCGGACUCACAAAGCAGCAACUUCUCUUCGCCUGCAGGUGUAUUGCGAUUCAUUUCAGGUGUACAGACACCUCGUGCCCCUGUUGCUGCUGCGGCAGUUUGCUGCUGCUGCUGCCGCAGGAGCUGCACUCGGCCUUGGUGCUUCCCUAGGCAGCGCAGCAGCCAGCGCACAAGGGGGAGCCUUCACUGCGCUUCUGCUUGCAGAUAGCAUGCAGCAGCAGCAGCAGCAGGUGGAGCAGCAGCAGCAGCAGCAGAGCAUUGUGCUUGAAGAUGAUAAGGCAACAUAUGCAGCCUUGAUCGCAGCGGCGCUGCGGGCCCGUAAAGAGCAGCUGCAGCAGCAGCAACACGAGCAGCAGCAGCAGCAGCAGCAGCAGCAGCAGAAUGCGGAGCAGCAAGGAGCGGCUGCGGACGUGGGUAGUGCUAUCGUAGAGGUGCUGAUGAGUACUUGGGAGCAGCCUAUGAGUUCAUCAGCAGCAGGAGCAGCAGCAGGAGCAGCAGCAGCAGAAUCGGGAGCACCAGCAGCAAAAGCAGCGGGCCACGCGGAGUAUCAGAAGAAGCUGCGGGAAGCAGCAACAUCUGCAUGCGCUUUGCUGCUGCAGAACAACUUUUUAGCAGCAGCAGACGUACCGCGGCUGCUGCAGGCCCUCUGGCGUCUGGUGGGAGUCCGUAAAGGCAGCAGCAGCAGCAGCAGCAGGAGAGGCACCCAGGACUUUGACAUGCUGCGGCGCACAUGCAUCUUAGCGGUCUCCCUUGCUGCUGCGAGGCCCCGAAUACCCUCUGCAGCAGGCGCAGCAGCAGACAUGGCAGCAGAUGCAGAAGCAGCAGCAGCAGCAGCGCAUGCGCAGCGCGUGAGCUGCUGUCUCGCCAUCCGCUUCUUGAGGCAUCCGUUCCCCAAGUUGAGGGCGAUAGCAGCUGAGCAGCUAUACUCCUUUUUGCUGCUGCUACCUGCAGCAGAGGUAACCUCCCCUGACCAGCAGCAGCAGCAGCAGCAGCAGCAGCAGCAGCAGCAGCCAUUCAGUCUGCCGCAGCAGCAAAUCGACAAGGCUGUAGAGCUUCUCAUAACCACUCCGUGGGUGCAGCUCACGCAGCUGGUCUCGCAACAGCAACAGCAGCAGCAGCAGCAGCAGCAGCAGCCGUGCAUGCAAUUGAUGCAGCUACUGGGCCUUGAGGAAGAGUGGCAGGACUGCCCAUUACAACAGCAAAUUACCUCUGACUUCAGCGGCAGCAGCAGCAGCAGCAGCAGCAGCAACAGGAACAGCAGCAGCAGCGCAGCAAUGGCAACAGCACCAGCUACUGCUAUGGCUGCAGCAGAUGCAGCUGCUUCUGCUCAGGUCGUUUUUGCGAAGAGCAGCAGCAGCAGCAGCAGCAUCGGCAGCAGCAGUAGCAGCAGCUGCAUCGGCAGCAGCAGCAACAGCAGCAGCAGGGCCUCUCCGGAGUAUUCUUUUUAUUUUACAUUGCAAAGUAUGCUGCAGCAGCAAGAAACAGCAGCGCAGCAGCAGCUGCAGCAGUGUGCUGCUGCUGCUGCUGUGGGCUCUGUUGCUCCAUCCACUCUGGAUUGUGCUCCUGCUGCUGCAGAUGCUGCUGCUGCUGCAGGUACUGCUGCUGCUGCCGCUGCAGCAGCAGUAGGCACCGAUGUGGGAUCGCCUCCAGGAAUCGAUCCCAGCGCUCGCCCCACAACUGAGCCUAAUGUCCCGGUAGGGGCACCAGCAGCUGCAGCAACUGCAGCAAGUGCAGCAGCUGCUGCUCCUGCUGCUGUACCGGUAGCAGCACAAUUCGCACCUGUGGAGCAGCAGCAGCCAGCUGCUGCUUGCGUGGAUACGGCUGCUGCUGCAGUACCAGCAGGAGCAGCAGCAGCAGCAGGACAACCCUCUGCUCCUUCAGCAGCAGGGCUGCCUUUUGCUGCUGCUACUGCAGCAGCACCUUCAGCAGCAGCAGCUGCUGCAGGGACCUCCUCAUGCUGCGGCGUUGAGGUCUCAUCAGGCGGAGGGGGAGUAGUGACAGCAGCAGCAGCAGCAGCAGCAGCAACUCCAGCAACAGAAGCACCGGAGGCAGCGGUAUCUGGAGCAGCAGAAACUUUGCCGGAAGCAACAGCAGCAGCAGCAGGAGCGACCGCAGCUGCUGCCGUCCCAAUGGCUAGCAGCAGCAGCAGCAGCAGCAGCAGCUGCAGCAAAUUGCAGGAGGCGCUGCAGAGGGAAAUUGUUAUAGAUGGAGAAACAGAAAUUGAUGAUCUUAUUGUGGCAGCUCAUGUGGCCCAGGCAGACGCAUUGCUGCUGCAGCAGCUGCAGCUGGCGGAGCCCGUACACCCGAAACUGAUGCAGCGGCCACCUGCUGCUGCUGCCCGUCGCAGCAGCAGCACCAGCAGCAGCAGCUGCAACAGCAGCGAUAGCGAAGAUGAGGAGCUUCCUUUGGGCUCUUCUAAGACGGCAGCAGCCGCAGCAAAUGCAGCAGCAGCAGCAGCUGGCACUGGGCUAGCAGCAGAGGGAGAGCUUGAGCAGCAGCGGCAGCUGCUGCAGCAGUGGGAUUCAAGAGAGGGAACAAAAGCAGCAGCAGCAGGUGCAGCAGAUGCAGCAGCAGCAGCAGCGGAUGCCAUGGAAGCAGAUUGCUGCAGCGAUGAAGAGGAAGCGGGAGCGGCAGCAAAGGAAGACCUGCGCUCACUCAUACAACCUAUAGAAGUUGCUGAUUUGCCUUCGUUUGUUCCUGAAGAGGGUGAAUUAAUUUGCUGCGGUUUUGUUGAGUCCAUCAUCGGCACCGCCAUCUGCGUGAAGGCGAAGACAGGUUCGAACCCGAUGGACUUGGGCUCUGUUGUUUGUCUGGAAGACCGCCGCAUCUUAGGAGUAGGUGUGGCUGUGUUGUGUGACGUAGCGCACGCCUCAUUUCUGCUGGAUCAGCACGGGAAGGCCCUUGAUUACCUCCACUCCAGCAGCGGCCCCUUCAGCGGCCGCCCAGAGGAUGGAGGAGAUUGGGAAGAAGACUCAGGGGAUGAUGAGGAGCAGCAGCAGCAGCAGCAGCAACAGCAGCAGCAGCAGCAGCAACAACCGCAACGGCAACAGCGCAGGAGUAAGGGUGCACAGCAGCAGCAGCAGCAGCAAACAGAGCAGCAGCAGGCAAACAGACGCACUCGAUCUCGCAGAGGUAGGAUGCAGCAACAGCAGCAGCAGCAGCAGCAGCUGGGCGUUGCACAAGUGCCUUCACCUCCACCACCAUGGCAGCAACAGCAGCAGCAGCAGCAGCAGCAGCAUCAUUUGUAUGAUGCAGCGAUCCCGCCUCCCCCUCCUCCGCCAGCCUUCCAAGGCUCAUAUCAGCAGCAGCAGCAGCAGCACUAUAUGCAGCAGCAGCCGCAGUAUAUGCAGCACCCGCAGCAGUAUAUGCAGCAGCAACAGCUGCCACAAUACGUGCAGCAGCAGCAGCAACAGCCUCAGUUUCCCCAGGUGCCGAGGCCACCGCAGCCGCCCCCUUACCCAGUGCAGCAGCAGCAGCAGCAAGUUGCGUCAUUAGUGCAGCCGCAGCAGCAGCCAUACAUACAGCAGCAGCAGCCCUACUUGCAGCAGCAACAGCAACCGUACAUACAGCAGCAGCAGCCUCAGCAGCAGCACUACAUGCAGCAGCAGCAGCCUCAGCAGCAGCCGCUUCCCCAGUUUUAG